ACAACAAAUUGAAAAGUCAGCAAAGGCAAUUGCAAAAAGAAAAAAACGAAGUCCCUGGGUGCCCAAAUCGCAGAUUAGUAGUCCCAAUUCCCAGCUGAAAUCGGAAACCCACGGUCACAGGUCGCUCCUCCCGUCCAGCCGUCCUCCGCCAGUCCGCCCCUGCCUGCGACGCUGCCGCCCAGGUGACCAAACGCCCCGCUGGCCGCUGCGGCGUUGCCUGCUGGCUCACCUGGCUGCUUCUCUCUGCGCUGCCCUCAGCUCUACGCGAUUCCGCCCGACCGGCGGCAACCAACCAGUCCGCACCCACUGUUGCUUGUUACAGAUUUGGUCAAUUGCUCUCUUGGCUCUUGCCUCUUGGACUGCCCACAUCCAGUUGUAUAAGAGACAAUGUAUAAUUGGUUGAUAAGAACACCCAAGUCGGGUAAAGACAAGGAUGUGGGAGAAUGUAGUGAACAACAACUACAACAUCCUAAGAGAGCUCGUAUUGAAGUUGAUUUAGAAGCGCUUCCGUCAGAUCCCGGAGAAAGAAAAAGAAUUUCUAUUUUUCAUCCGGAUGAUCAGGAUAAGGUACGAAGAAAAUAUUUACAGAAUGGCCCAUGACAACCGCGCAAUCAUACUUUCUCCCCAAAAAACAUAGGCAAUGUUUUGCGCCGGUUUAACAAAAAAUGGUUUGAUGAUUAUGGGAAUUGGUUAGAAUAUAGUAUAUCUAAAGAUGCAACAUAUUGCUUACCUUGUUAUCUUUUUAAACAAGUUGUGGGAAAACAAAGUGGUGGUGACUCAUUUGUAACGGAGGGUUUUUCUCAUUAUGGUACGUGUCUCAACAUUAUUAUCUUGUUUUCGUCUAUCCUUGAUGUGCUUGAGAAUGUGGCUGAACAUGGUUCAAAUUCUGAACAACGAGUUGAAGCUCAAACACUCUUGCAAUUGGUCCAAUGUUUUGAUUUUGUUUUCACCUUACACUUGAUAAAGAGUGUUCAUGGAAUAACAAAUGAGUUGUCAAAAUGUUUGCAAAGAAAGGAUCAAGAUAUUGUUAAUGCUAUGGAAUUGGUUAAAGUUGCCAAAGAACGAUUGCAAAAUUUAAGAGACGAAGGAUGGGAUAUUCUCUUUGGUGAAGUUUCUUCUUUUUGUGAAAAGAAUAAAAUUUCAAUUCCAAGUAUGAAUGAUUUUUAUGUACCUCAUGGGAGAGUCCGUCGCAAAGUUAUCCAAAUCACAAACUUACAUCGUUACAAAUUGGACUUGUUCUAUGUUGUGGUGGAUAGACAACGCGAAGAAUUGAACAAUCGAUUCACAGAAAUUACUACAGAAUUGCUUCUUUGUGUGACUUGCCUUAGUCCUAAAGACACUUUUUCAUCUUUUGACAAGGACAAGUUGAUUCGUAUGGCUCGAUUAUAUCCUUUUGACUUUUCACCGGUAGAUGUUCUUGCUCUUGAUAGUCAACUUGAAACUUUUAUUCUUGAUGUGCGCUCCAACUCUGCAUUUAUAGAUAUUACAGAAGUUGGUUCUCUUGCUCAAAAAUUGGUGGAGACAAAGAAACAUAUUGUGUAUCCAUUAGUUUUUUUUACUUGUGAAAUUAGCUUUGCUUUUACCGGUGGCCACCGCAACCGUGCAAAGAGCUUUCUCAGCCAUGAAGUUCGUGAAGAACAUGUUGCGCAAUCGAAUGGGGGAUGCUAUGAUGAAUGAUGCCUUAGUUACUUUUAUUGAAAAAGAUAUAUUCAAAAGUGUUGACAAAGAAAAAAUUGUACAACGUUUUCAAAAUAUGAAAACGCGUUGUGGACAGUUGUGACUUAGUACUUUAAGUUUACUAAUGACAAUAUUUGCUUUUUUGCUUUAUAUAUGUACACAUUAUUAUAUAAUAUUGUUUUUCUAAAUUGACACCACUGACACGAACUUCUGGCUCCGCC
Cuscuta europaea is the source of this 1898-nucleotide messenger RNA. Lineage: Eukaryota; Viridiplantae; Streptophyta; Magnoliopsida; Solanales; Convolvulaceae. The record is from the annotation of a GenBank genome assembly.